This is a messenger RNA of Archocentrus centrarchus (flier cichlid), 1273 nucleotides long. RefSeq names its product inorganic pyrophosphatase 1b (gene ppa1b). The coding region runs from base 95 to 970 and encodes 291 amino acids. The record is from RefSeq and is a predicted model, not a curated record. Lineage: Eukaryota; Metazoa; Chordata; Actinopteri; Cichliformes; Cichlidae. The transcript has 11 exons. Gene Ontology annotation, cellular component: cytoplasm. Gene Ontology annotation, biological process: phosphate-containing compound metabolic process. Gene Ontology annotation, molecular function: magnesium ion binding; inorganic diphosphate phosphatase activity.
UUGGGUGACUACGCACCGCCACUAACUUGCACAGACUCUUCGGACGCCAUCCUUCAUCCAAAUCCAGCGUAAAACAGAAAGCCGAACCGAAAUCAUGAGCUUCACGGUAGAAGAGAGGGGAAACCCGAACUCGCUGAGCUACCGCCUGUUCUUCAAAAAUGCUGAAGGGAAGUACAUCUCACCAUUUCAUGACAUACCUAUAUAUGCCGAUGAGAGUCAGAACAUCUUUCAUAUGGUUGUUGAAGUGCCAAGAUGGACAAAUGCAAAAAUGGAGAUUGCUACAAAAGACUUCUUGAACCCAAUAAAGCAAGAUGUUAAGAAGGGCAAGCUGCGUUAUGUUGCCAAUGUUUUCCCACAUAAAGGCUACAUAUGGAACUAUGGAGCCAUUCCUCAGACGUGGGAAGAUCCUGCGCAUAAAGAUGGAGACACUGACUGCUGUGGUGACAACGACCCCAUUGAUGUCUGUGAAAUCGGCAGUAAGGUGUGCUCCCGUGGAGAAGUAAUCAAAGUGAAAGUCCUGGGCAUCCUGGCUAUGAUCGAUGAGGGCGAAACCGAUUGGAAAGUGAUUGCAAUCAAUGUAGAGGACCCCGAGGCCAGCGAGAUGAACAACAUUAGUGAUGUCCAGCGCCUUAAACCUGGCUACCUGGAGGCCACAGUCGACUGGUUCAGGAGGUACAAAGUGCCAGAUGGGAAACCAGAGAACCGAUUUGCUUUCAACGAAGAGUUCAAAGACAAGGACUUUGCCAUUGAAGUAAUCAAGAGCACUCAUAACUUCUGGAAAGCCCUCAUUUCCCAACAGGCUAAAGCUGGUGAACUGAACUGCAAAAACACAUGUAUCUCGGCCAACAACAGCCCUUUCUGCUGCUCUGCAGAUGAGGCUAAUGCUGCUGUUGGAGAGACAUGCCCGUGUGGAAAAGAAGAGCCUAUCCCCACAUCAGUCGAUAAAUGGUUCUACUAUGAGAGGAAGUAAAGCAGGAGCUGUUUCAAGUGGACCAGGAUGAAAGCUCAUCUCUCACAGGAAUACUUGAAGACAAACUUAGAUCAGGAACCAAUGGGAUGGCUGGGUCAGGGUUUGCCUGUCUUCUUGUAGAUGGCGAGAAUAGAUCCUGUAGAGAACGAGAGACAUCAAAUAGCACUUAUGUCACGACCAAUAAUUUUUCACUUAUUUAAAAAAAAAAAAAAAUCUCUUUGGAGAUGCGCUGUAAUGAACAAAGUACAGGUACUGUGCCUAGUAGAUACUUGUGUCCUAUCUGAGACUGAACUGCUUUAAUAA